AUGGGCCUUUCACUUCAUCUGUCCUGCCUAACACUCCUUGACCCUACAGGCCUUUCACUUCAUCUACCCUCCCUUACACUCCUUGACCCUACAGGCCUUUCACUUCAUCUGCCCUCCCUUGCACUCCUUGACCCUACAGGCCUUUCCCUUCAUCUGCCCUCCCUUACAGUCCUUGACCCUACAGGCCUUUCCCUUCAUCUGCCCUCCAUUACACUCCUUGACCCUACAGGCCUUUCACUUCAUCUGCCCUCCCUUAAACUCCUUGACCCUACAGGCCUUUCGCUUCAUCUGCCCUCCCUUACACUCCUUGACCCUACAUGCCUUUCGCUUCAUCUGCCCUCCCUAAAACUCCUUGACCCUUCAUGCCUUUCACUUCAUCUGCCCUCCCUUACACUCCUUGACCCUACAGGCCUUUCACUUCAUCUGCUCUCCCUUACACUCCUUGACUUUGCAGGCCUUUCACUUCAUCUGCCCUCCCUUACACUCCUUGACCCUACAGGCCUUUCACUUCAUCUGCCCUCCCUUGCACUCCUUGACCCUACAGGCCUUUCCCUUCAUCUGCCCUCCCUUACAGUCCUUGACCCUACAGGCCUUUCCCUUCAUCUGCCCUCCCUUACACUCCUUGACCCUACAGGCCUUUCACUUCAUCUGCCCUCCCUUACACUCCUUGACCCUACAGGCCUUUCGCUUCAUCUGCCCUCCCUUACACUCCUUGACCCUACAUGCCUUUCGCAUCAGCUGCCCUUCCUCACACUCCUUGACCCUACAGGCCUUUCCCUUCAUCUGCCCUCCCUUACACUCCUUGACCCUACAGGCCUUUCACUUCAUCUGCCCUCCCUUACACUCCUUGACCCUACAUGCCUUUCGCUUCAUCUGCCCUCCCUUACACUCCUUGACCCUACAGGCCAUUCCCUUUAUCUGCCCUCCCUUACACUCCUUGACCCUACAGGCCUUUCCCUUCAUCUGCCCUCCCUUACACUCCUUGACCCUACAGGCCUUUCACUUCAUCUGCCCUCCCUUACACUCCUUGACCCUACGGGCCUUUCACUUCAUCUGCCCUGCCUAACACUCCUUGACCCUACAGGCCUUUCACUUCAUGUGCCCUCCCUUACACUCCUUGACCCUACAGGCCUUUCACUUCAUCUGCCCUCCCUUGCACUCCUUGACCCUACAGGCCUUUCCCAUCAUCUGCACUCCCUUACAGUCCUUGACCCUACAGGCCUUUCCCUUCAUCUGCCCUCCAUUACACUCCUUGACCCUACAGGCCUUUCACUUCAUCUGCCCUCCCUUACACUCCUUGACCCUACAGGCCUUUCGCUUCAUCUGCACUCCCUUACACUCCUUGACCCUACAUGCCUUUCGCUUCAUCUGCCCUCCCUCACACUCCUUGACCCUACAUGCCUUUUGCACCAGCUGCCCUCCCUCACACUCCUUGACCCUACAGGCCUUUCACUUCAUCUGCCCUCCCUUACACUCUUUACACCUACAGGCCUUUCACUUCAUCUGCCCUCCCUUACACUCCUCGACCCUACAGUCCUUUCACUUCAUCUGCCCUGCGUAACACUCCUUGACCCUACAGGCCUUUCCCUUCAUCUGCCCUCCCUUACACUCCUUGACCCUAUAGGCCUUUCACUUCAUCUGCCCUGCCUAACACUCCUUGACCCUACAGGCCUUUCACUUCAUCUGCCCUCCCUUACACUCCUUGACCCUACAGGCCUUUCACUUCAUCUGUCCUCCCUUACACCCCUUGACCCUACAGGAUUUUCACUUUAUCUCCCCUCCCUUACACUCCUUGAUCCUACAUGCCUUUCACUUCAUCUGCCCUCCCUAACACUCCUUGACCCUACAUGCCUUUCACUUCAUCUGCCCUCCCUUACACUUCUUGACCCUAUAGGCCUUUCACUUCAUCUGCCCUCCCUUACACUCCUUGACCCUACAGGCCUUUCACUUCAUCUGCUCUCCCUUACACUCCUUGACUCUGCAGGCCUUUCACUUGAUCUGCCCUCCCUUACACUCCUUGACACUACAGGCCUUUCACUUCAUCUGCCCUGUCUAACACUCCUUGACCCUACAGGCCUUUCCGUUCAUCUGCCCUCCCUAACACUCCUUGACCCUACAGGCCUUUCACUUCAUCUGCCCUCCCUUACACUCCUUGACCCUACAAGCAUUUCACUUCAUCUGCCCUCCCUUACACUCCUUGACCCUGCAGGCCUUUCACUUCAUCUGCCCUCCCUUACACUCCUUGACCCUACAUGCCUUUCACUUCAUCUGCCCUUCCUUACACUCCUUGAUCCUACAGGCCUUUCACUUCAUCUGCCCUGCCUAUCACUCCUUGACCCUACAGGCCUUUCACUUCAUCUGCCCUCCCUUACACUCCUUGACCCUACAGGCCUUUCACUUCAACUGCUCUCCCUUACACUCCUUGACCCUGCAGGCCUUUCACUUCAUCUGCCCUCCCUUACACUCCUUGACCCUGCAGGCCUUUCACUUCAUCUGCCCUCCCUUUCACUCCUUGACCCUACAGGCCUUUCACUUCAUCUGCCCUGCCUAACACUCCUUGACCCUACAGGCCUUUCACUUCAUCUGCCCUCCCUUACACUCCUUGACCCUACAGGCCUUUCACUUCAUCUGCCCUGCCUAACACUCCUUGACCCUACAGGCCUUUCACUUCAUCUGCCCUCCCUUACACUCCUUGACCCUACAGGCCUUUCCCUUCAUCUGCCCUCCCUUAAACUCCUUGACCCUACAGGCCUUUCACUUCAUCUGCCCUCCCUUGCACUCCUUGACCCUACAGGCCUUUCCCUUGAUCUGCCCUCCCUUACAGUCCUUGACCCUACAGGCCUUUCCCUUCAUCUGCCCUCCCUUACACUCCUUGACCCCACAGGCAUUUCACUUCAUCUGCCCUCCCUUACACUCCUUGACCCUACAGGCCUUUCACUUCAUCUGCCCUCCCUUACACUCCUUGACCCUACAGGCCUUUCACUUCAUCUGCCCUCCCUUACACUCCUUGACCCUGCAGGCCUUUCACUUCAUCUGCCCUCCCUUACACUCCUUGACCCUGCAGGCCUUUCACUUCAUCUGCCCUCCCUUACACUCCUUGACCCUACAUGCCUUUCACUUCAUCUGCCCUUCCUUACACUCCUUGAUCCUACAGGCCUUUCACUUCAUCUGCCCUGCCUAACACUCCUUGACCCUACAGGCCUUUCACUUCAUCUGCCCUCCCUUACACUCCUUGACCCUGCAGGCCUUUCACUUCAUCUGCCCUCCCUUUCACUCCUUGACCCUACAGGCCUUUCACUUCAUCUGCCCUGCCUAACACUCCUUGACCCUACAGGCCUUUCACUUCAUCUGCCCUCCCUUACACUCGUUGACCCUACAGGCCUUUCACUUCAUCUGCCCUGCCUAACACUCCUUGACCCUACAGGCCUUUCACUUCAUCUGCCCUCCCUUACACUCCUUGACCCUACAGGCCUUUCCCUUCAUCUGCCCUCCCUUAAACUCCUUGACCCUACAGGCCUUUCACUUCAUCUGCCCUCCCUUGCACUCCUUGACCCUACAGGCCUUUCCCUUCAUCUGCCCUCCCUUACAGUCCUUGACCCUACAGGCCAUUCCCUUCAUCUGCCCUCCCUUACACUCCUUGACCCCACAGGCCUUUCACUUCAUCUGCCCUCCCUUACACUCCUUGACCCUGUUAGAGAUUAA
This is a messenger RNA of Closterium sp. Naga37s-1, 3702 nucleotides long. NCBI's taxonomy places the organism in Eukaryota, Viridiplantae, Streptophyta, Zygnematophyceae, Desmidiales, Closteriaceae. The record is from the annotation of a GenBank genome assembly.